Cuscuta epithymum is the source of this 1040-nucleotide messenger RNA. The record is from the annotation of a GenBank genome assembly. Lineage: Eukaryota; Viridiplantae; Streptophyta; Magnoliopsida; Solanales; Convolvulaceae.
CCAUUGUCGGCUCAUCCCAUGCCAUACAAAUAAGUGUUUAAUUUAUUCAUAUAUCUUCCUAAUUAGCAUUAAUAUUUCGAUCUCCUUCUUUAAUAAUUAUAUAUAUACUAGUAUAAUAGUUUGAUGAUCUGGUGUUGAUUGUUCUUCAAAUCGGUCGUACAAACUGUUGACCAAAGCUUCCCAACCGCCGAACUAAUUAAUUAAUUCGUUAAGCAAAUGAGGUCUCGUCGAACAGCCCCAGACCCUACAAUGCCUCCAGUGUUUGUAGAUCCCAGGGCAGAUGAAUGGGAGCAACGUGAGUUGGACAAGAUCAGAAAGUGGUAUGGUGAGCAGGAAGAAACAAUUGCAAAAUGGGAAAAUGAGAAUAAAAACAAAGCAGAACUUAAGCUCAAAAAAAUUAAGGCUGAAUUGGAAGAGAAGAUUGCAAGAGCUGUUGAGAAUUUCGAAGAAAAAGUUAAAUGGAUAGAAAACACAUCAAGAAAAGCAAUGACACAAGUGGAAAAAGAGAAGAAAAAGGAAGAGCAGAAGGUGAAGGAAGAGGCCAAUCAGCAUGGUGAGGAGGAAGAAAUAAUUGCAAAAUGGGAAAAUGAAAAUAAGAACAAAGCCGAACUGAAGCUCAAAAAAGUUAAGGCUGAAUUAGAAGAGAAGAUUGCAAGAACUGUUGCGAAUUUCGAAGAAAAAUUUAAAUGGAUAGAGAACACAUCAAGAAAAGCAAUGUCACAAGUGGAAAAAGAGAAGAAACGAGAAGAGCAGAGGGUGAAGGAAGAUGCCAACCAGUUAAGAUUUACUGGUAUCCUCCCAGAGCAAACGACUUGUUCCCUCAUGUAGCUACUGAAUCUAUCUCAUCACAAAUUUAUCUCAAGAUUUGCUCUCUAAAGGAGUUCUAUAUUUUAAUAGUAGCUUUAAUAACUUUUUAAUGACUUCUAAUAGAAACAAUAACAAUUAUAGUUAUAAUCUAACAACAUUAUUGUACAUAAUCCCUGUAGUAUGUCAAUAAUUUUUAGGGAAAAAUACAUACAUAUGAGUAAACUCAUACAAAU